This is a messenger RNA of Anopheles moucheti, 1905 nucleotides long. It is a transcript of the gene Ir31a, whose product is annotated as ionotropic receptor 75a. The transcript is spliced from 9 exons. Lineage: Eukaryota; Metazoa; Arthropoda; Insecta; Diptera; Culicidae. The coding region runs from base 1 to 1905 and encodes 634 amino acids. The record is from RefSeq and is a predicted model, not a curated record.
AUGAUCGUCCAGCACCAGCAGCAACAGCAGCAGCAGUGCAUACGCACCAGCGCGGGACACGGGCAGCCUCACCUACAUGAUCAUAACCCAUCAGAGUUCGGUGGGACCCAGUACGCGACAACCGUCGCGACUAUCGAUGAUGAGCCGAAGAACAAAGAAGCACAAUUUAUUUGUAAUUAUAGUUCAGCAGCUGCCUUGCCCACCCUUGGCCACGGUCUUUUGCCUCUGCGUGUCGCAGCGGCAAACUUCCUGUGCCUAGCCUACCCACGUCCCCGCAUCGACGCAUCUCGUCGGAGGGUCUCCAAGCAUCGCUACAUGAACAACACCAUCAGCUGGCUGUUGCUAUCGCGAAACUCAACCGGGACGGUGCUACAGCAAACGCUCUGGAACACGGCCGGGAUUCAAAUGAACUCGGAUCUGAUUACGGCCGUUGAAACGGCCGACCACGGGGUGUUUAAUGUGUUCGAUAUCUAUUCGAAGGGGCGCCAUCUCUGCAAAGAUAUCUACCAAACGUUGCUGGGCAGGUGGAGCAAUGAAAGUGGCGUGCAGGUGACGGCCAACUAUAGCGCGUACCGGAUUCGGCAAAAUUUCAACUUCCUGCAACUUCGUGGAGUUACCGUGAUCGAUCAAGCAAAUGUUACAUCCGAGCAGGUCGAUCGUUUGCUGAGCGAACCCGGCCUUACCAAGGGUGUAGUGGCCUUCGUCAAGUAUCAUUACGCGCUGCUAGUUGUCUUGAGAGAUUUUCACAAUUUUACCAUCAAAUACCGUCCAACACGUGGCUGGGCAGGUCGACUACGGUCGGGCUACCGGCUAGGGCUGCUGGGAGUAGUGCAGCGUCACGAAACAGACGUAGCCGCCACCGGUAUCAUCAUGCGAUUGAGCCGUCAGCCGGAACUGGACACGAUCCACUACAGCUGGGCGUUUGAAACUGGUUUCAUCUACAAAAUCACACCGGACAUCGGGAGCAAAUCGGAAGGAAACGGUUUCGUUGCUCCAUUUUCGCCAUCUGUUUGGGUUGCCUUUCUGCUAUCGCUCGCACUGUCGGUGGUGGUGCUCAAGUAUCUGGCCCUGCUUUCCGCACGUUGCCUGCACCACCGGCAUACGCGGGCUGCCACGAUGGCGUACGUGCUGGACGUGAUGUCGUGCGUCGCCCAGCAAGGUGUGCCGAACGUAUCGCGGCUGGUGCCGUCGCGAGUCGCCGUCAUAGUGCUGCUGGUCGCUAAUUUGGUGCUGUACAACUACUACACCUCCACGGUGGUCAGCGGGCUGCUGAGUUCAAAGAUGAUUGGCCCGGAAAGCAUCCCGCAAGUGAUCGACAGUCCGCUCAAACUGUCCCUGACAGAUACGGGCUAUCAUCGUAUACUGCUCAGGGAACAAACGCUGCCGUACAGCACACGCAUGCAUGAGCGGAAAGCUUUACCGCCACGAUCGCCGGACGAUUUGCCGCUGUUUACGGAUGUUGAACAUGCGGUGCCCUACCUCCGACGCGGCGGACACGUGCUGCACUGCGAGCUGACAGAAGUUUAUCCCACGAUCGCCAAUCAGUUCACCGCCAAUGAAAUAUGCGAGCUGCGCACGGUGGAAGGAUUGUACAGGUAUGACAUACGUGUGAUGGGAUUCGUGCUGCCCAAGCACAGCAUGUACAGUGAGCUGUUCAAGAUCACCCUAAUGCGAGCACAGGAAACGGGCAUCGUAAAGCGGAUUUAUAGGAUCCACAAAAUAGCAAUGCCAAUCUGCCAAGGAAGUGCAACGGUUUACUCGGUGGAACUGGCGGAGGUUUUGCUAGCGUUCAUUAUAUUGGGAGUCGGUAUCACACUAUCGGGGUUAAUUUAUUUGGCGGAAAAACGAGAAAGCAUUCGGCGGCGCACAAUCGGACUCCGGAACCCGUUACGGCAGGAAUACUAA